ACUCCACCUUUUCUUCAACUUCCAUUGCAUCGUGCCCGAAUUUGUGUUAUCCUUCUCCUCUCUCACAGUGGAACACAUUCAGGAGUCAGACCACAAACUCCGUCUCGACCACAGGGCAUCAUCAGCGCAUUCAACUUCUACUACAUAGUGUCGCGCAUUCCUCUAUACCGGGACAUCGCCCCAAGUCGGCUAAUUGUCCGUGCUCUUAUGUUGAGGCGCGUCCGUUGACCAUCGGCUUGUCGUGAUCCUCGACCAUGGACCCCAACUCUCCAGAUUCAUCAAGCGAAGGGAAGAAGAGGAAGAAGUCAGCCUGCGACUACUGCAAGUCGAAGCGGGUCAUAUGCCACCCUCAGCCUGAUGGCAAGCCAUGUCCACGAUGUGCGGAGAAGGGAGUGGAGUGUACGACAACAAUCGCUCCGAAACGGACGAGAGGGAAGGGAAAGAAGACUCUGAUGAAGGAGGCCGCUGCCGCUGGUUUGACCAUUCCUACACCCGAACCUCGUUCUUCGAGUCGACGCGCGGAACCCAUACCUGGACCCAGCAGCGCACUCGUAAUACGCGGUGACUCACCUGAACCUCCCCCUCUUAUACUGCCCAGCACUUUGGUCCAGGAUGCUCUCGAAAGUACGCAUACACAUUUAGAUGUCCGUAUCGCCCCCCGCUUACGACCGCAACCAGUCUUCACGCGUUUUCCUCCUGCGCAGAACCCACUGUUUUCGACGGAGACUCUUCGUGCUGCCCUCGAAGAAGUUGGCUGGGACCCUGCGCGUCUCGACCCAUCUCGUCGCGUGCUCACCCACUGCAUCCUCGCGUUUUCCUCCCUUGUCUCCGUUGACCCGUACUUCGUCGGCUGCGACGCCCAAGGCGGCCGCUUCCCAGAUCGCCUCGUCCAGUGGGAUCCGCUCAACCUCAACACGCGCAGCAACCUCGACUCCACCCUCGGUGGGGUCGAUGUCGCGGAACUCGGCAGGCGACGGCGCGACAUCUCACGCCGCUUACACGAGGAGGCGCUCCGUUUGGCGCGGAAGGAGGGGAUCGCGACGCACGCGUCGAUGGAUAAUGUGGCGUCGUGCUUUCUGCUGGAUUGCAUCGAGAAUCCGGACGACCCUGCGGAUCGGAUGGGGUGGGCGGCUGCGUAUGUGUGGCAGUUCAGGUCGCUGGCGGAGUUGGGGAAGCUGGACUGGCAGCAUUCGAUAACGACGCUGAAUGGACACAUCGUCCGCUUGCAGUGGCGAGGUUCACUGAUGGUCUUAGCAUUGCACGCGUUGACUAUCGAUAGGACGCUCCCAUUCUCCGCAAGCGAUGAAGAAAUCAUCUGUGGACCCGUGAGCACGACUUUCGAGGACGCGCUCGCACGCGCAUCAUCCCUCACACCUGACGCAGCGGUGGUGCUCCUCAUGAAUUCGCUUUUGAAUCGCACGAUACACCUAGCGAGAGAUUGCGUCGAAAGCCUCAGCGGACUUGCCGCCCGUCGUCGCCCCCUCGACGAGGUCGCUGCUCUCCAGAUGAUCUCCGCCAUGGAGCUCUUCCAAGCCAGCGCCAGCCGCUUCCGCGCUUACAUCCUCUCCCUCGGUAACCACCCCGAGCUACGCGUCGGCCUCCACGCCUGCGCUCACGCCCUCGGCACGCUUGCAGUCUCCCUGUACCGCGCUCUCCAGGCGCGCACCGUCGACUCCGCCGUGCGCGACCCCGCUGGGGCGGCACGUUUGGCUGCGCAGCGCCGUGCAGCGAAGGCGAUUGCGGUGAGGGCGGUGGUGAAGGGGAGUGUGGAUGUGAGACGGGCGAUGAGUCCGUAUAGGCUGCGCUUCAAGCAGUUCUCGGGGCUGGAUUCGUGGGCGGAGGUGUUGAUUGGCGACAAGUCGGGGGCGGUGAGUACGGACGAGCGCGCGGAGGCGCUGUUGAGGUUGCGCGACGUUGUGAGGUUCAGCAGCUUCGCCGGAGUGGAUAUGAGCGCGACGACCAAGGCUAUCAAUGAAGAGCUGGACGUCAUUCGCUCAGCCUCGACCACCCAAAUCGCUGAGGAGACUCCACAUACCUGGGAGGUGGAUACGCCGGAAGCCUGGCGGGGCCUACCGAUGGACAUGCCCGUGGAUGAUGAUAUCGGCGCAGGAUUGGCCAGCUUGAGCACGCAGCAAAUCCCAACCGAUGUCAGCACCUUCGACCGCUUCGCGAAUUUCUGGGCGAUAUUCCACGGAGGUACUGGGACGGACCUGUCGACUGUGUCCGCCAUGGACCCUCUGCAUCCCAUGGAUCCCAUGUUUAUGGAGGGGACGUAUCAGUCGGAUGAAUUUAUGACUGGCGAAGGAGGUCAGGGGUACUGACUACAACACCUAUCUCUAACCGAGUCAAUACUUUACCGUGUACAUGAAAUAGGGAUUAUUCACGCGAGUCUGCGCUAUAGCAGAGGGACUUUGGACUUGGGUGGCAUGCCGCGCCCCUAUUCGCGAUUAAUCAUUCGCCAGAAAUGAUCGCGAAGGUUAAUUACUCUUCGCGCAUUUCUUCCUCGACUUUCAUCCCCCUCUCCCUCCCCAUCCUCCCCCUCCCCCUUCCC
This is a messenger RNA of Schizophyllum commune H4-8, 2551 nucleotides long. RefSeq lists its product as uncharacterized. The coding region runs from base 255 to 2321 and encodes 688 amino acids. NCBI's taxonomy places the organism in Eukaryota, Fungi, Basidiomycota, Agaricomycetes, Agaricales, Schizophyllaceae. The record is from RefSeq and is a predicted model, not a curated record. The transcript is spliced from 7 exons. Gene Ontology annotation, biological process: regulation of DNA-templated transcription. Gene Ontology annotation, molecular function: zinc ion binding; DNA-binding transcription factor activity, RNA polymerase II-specific.